AUGACGCAGACCCCAAACGGCAAGUCCACAGGAGGCGUCCUGCAAAUUCCAGUGGCCGCGACUCAAAAGAAUGCUUCUGCGACAACUAAAAAAGCUCCCAAGCCUCCGGCGCCGCGCCUAAAGCUCCUCAUUCGACGGCUUCCGCCAGGGUUGACCAAAGCCGAAUUCGAGACAGCUCUCGGCCCCGAAUGGAAGACCGGAGCUGGAAAGGUCGAUUGGUUCCUAUACAAGCCGGGCAAAGUGUCCAAAGACCCAGCCAAACCUUCUCGGCCCUCGCGAGCCUACAUCCACGUCGUUUCGAACGAUUAUACCCUGCCGCUUAGCACUCAGGUUCGCCAGACGUCUUUCCAGGAUGCGCGCAACACUUUCAAUGACCCUGUGCUCCUGGGACCACCCUCGUUGGAGUUUGCGCCAUUCGCCAAGAUCCCCGGAAGUCGUUCGCGCAAGGAUGCUCGCCAGGGAACUAUUGAUCAGGAUCCCGACUUCAUCGCCUUCCUCGAGAGUCUUACCCAGCCCAUAACGAAGCCAGCUGCGAUUGACUCGGCCGCCGAUGCGGAGGACAAGAAAGACUCGAUGACAAUCACGCCCUUAGUUCAAUACAUCAAGGACAAGAAGGCCAACAAAGCUAAGGAGUCCAGCAAGUCUUCCCGCCAUAAGUCCGACAAGGACUCGAAGUCGGAGAAGAUCCAAGCGAAGAAGUUGCUUCAACGGCCCGAUAAAGACUCUACUCAGCCGGCCGCUGCAGAGAAGUCGGAUAGGAAGAGCAGGUCCGACAGAGCUACCAAGGAAGCUGUGAAGGUGGCGAACAAGCAGGCCGCUAGUGUCGCAUCCAAGCAAGCUGCAAAGUCGUCCGCCUCCAAGGACUCUCCCAAGGACGCACCCCAGCCAUCGACGGAACGGAAAAGGGAACGUGGCAAUAUCUCUGCUGCUACCAAAAUCCUCCAGCGCGAUCUUGGAUUGGCUCCAUCCGGCGGUCGUCGACGCGGCGGGAAGGGUGCCUCUGUGGAUUCCGACGCCUCGAAGAACGAACAAGUCAACGCCGCAACUCCCGAACCGCCAAAGAAGGAGGCCUCCAGCAGGUCGUCGAAGGGUGCCAAUUCCUCGCAGAACUCCAGGGGUCGGGAUCGUGGCCACGCUCAACAACACCCCAGCGAGCCUUCGGAAGCGGGCACUCCUCCCGUCAGCACAACCCCGAAACCUUCCAAGCCCGCCAAAGGAAAACAAGCACCGGCCGGUCCAGCAGCCACUGCCACCCAAGCUUUCCUGAAGCACGCCAACCCGUCCCAAGGUGUCACUGAGCCGUUGCUGGAAACUGCCUUCGCUCCUUUCGGUAGAGUCCUGAAGGUUGAAAUCGACAAGAAGAAGGGCUUUGGCUAUGUCGAUUUCGCUGAGCCAGACGGACUUCAGAAAGCCAUUGCUGCAAGCCCUGUCACGGUCGCUCAGAGUCAAGUAGUUGUGUUGGAGAGAAAGGCCAAUCCCGGAGGGGAGAAGGGUCGCGGAAAAGGUCGUGGAGGUGAAUCGCAGCCAUCCACUGCGGGAGGCAGCGCCCACAACAACCGAGGCGACAAGUCCACCGAGGGCAAAUCUGGAGGAAACUCAUCCCGAGGACCGCGUGGUGGUCGAGGCUCCAAAGGCAAAGGCGGCUCAAAGGGUAACAGCGGCGGCAAUGCGAAUGCCAAUGGCAACGCUGGUAACACCUCCGAGAACAAGGGAAAUGCGGAUGGCAAGUAA
Molecule: messenger RNA, 1731 nt
Organism: Aspergillus japonicus CBS 114.51
Lineage: Eukaryota; Fungi; Ascomycota; Eurotiomycetes; Eurotiales; Aspergillaceae
Product: putative nonsense-mediated mRNA decay protein Upf3
Exons: 2
Coding region: 1-1731 (576 amino acids)
Biological process (GO): nuclear-transcribed mRNA catabolic process, nonsense-mediated decay; positive regulation of translation
Cellular component (GO): nucleolus; cytoplasm
Molecular function (GO): mRNA binding
Source: RefSeq, a predicted model, not a curated record